Molecule: messenger RNA, 646 nt
Organism: Mastomys coucha (southern multimammate mouse)
Lineage: Eukaryota; Metazoa; Chordata; Mammalia; Rodentia; Muridae
Product: pyridoxal kinase
Exons: 6
Coding region: 109-576 (155 amino acids)
Biological process (GO): pyridoxal 5'-phosphate salvage
Cellular component (GO): cytosol
Molecular function (GO): pyridoxal kinase activity
Source: RefSeq, a predicted model, not a curated record
AGCACUGCGCCUGCGCGGAGGGACCGGCGAGCGGAUCCGGAGCCAGUGGCCUGGACAGCCGGAGCCCGUAACAGCAACUGUGCCCCCAGCAACCAAGGCCAGCCCGGCAUGGAGGGCGAGUGCCGGGUGCUCUCUAUUCAGAGCCAUGUAGUCCGUGGCUACGUGGGCAACCGGGUGGCCAUGUUCCCUCUGCAGGUUUUGGGAUUUGAGGUUGAUGCCGUGAACUCUGUGCAGUUUUCAAACCAUGCAGGCUAUGCCCAUUGGAAGGGCCAGGUCCUGACAUCCCAGGAACUGCAUGAGCUGUAUGAGGGUCUCAAGGCAAACAGUGUCAAUAAGUAUGACUACGUUCUCACUGGUUACACGAGAGACAAGUCCUUCCUGACCACGGUGGUGGACAUCGUGCAGGAGCUGAAGCAACAGAACUCCAAGCUCAUGUACGUGUGUGACCCUGUGAUGGGCGACAAGUGGAACGGGGAAGGCUCCAUGUACGUUCCCCAGGACCUCCUUCCGGUGUACAGGGACAAAGUGGUCCCCGUGGCUGACAUCAUCACUCCCAACCAGUUUGAGGCUGAGUAAGUAACCACAUGGCCAGAAGGCCCAGAUGCCCCAGGAGCCCUGCAGAGCCCCAGGCCUGUCUCACAUGAGU